Molecule: messenger RNA, 645 nt
Organism: Dracunculus medinensis (Guinea worm)
Lineage: Eukaryota; Metazoa; Nematoda; Chromadorea; Rhabditida; Dracunculidae
Source: the annotation of a GenBank genome assembly
AUGGAUACUGCGGCUACGGUUCAUAAUGAUUCUGGUUGCUCCAGUUCGGAUAGCAAUGAUGGAUUUGAAUUAAUCGGGCCUUACGACAUUAGUUCGAUGGAUGAUGAUACUAGCCCGAAGUCGGAUGAUAAUAAUACUCAGAGCAACCGCGAUUCCAAUAAUGAUUUAAGCACUAGUUAUGAACAAAGCUGUGACUCCCUCACUUACAACACUAACUCUAUUGAUUCCAGUCAUGUUGAAUCCAACGUUGAUUUCACUUAUGAUUCUUGUGAUGAUUCUAGUGAAUCUGAGAGUGGAGAUGAAGUUCUUGUUGCUGUUGGUACUGAUACUGAAGACUGUGAAAUUUGCUCGGCGCAGAAUGUUCCCGAAGAUUUCUUGGCUCGCCACAAAAGAGUUAUGCAUGAAAAGGUGCAAUGGCCAAAGAAAACGAUUCUUUGCCCAUUAUGUGAAAGAUUGUUCCGAACAAAAUUCGAGACAUCUUGUCAUUUAAUAAGACAACAUUCGAUAGAUCCAACAGGAUUCUACGAUGAUUUUUUUAAAAAUCCUUUAAAAUAUGCUUCAGCUGCACGUGUUGAGGGCGAAAUCAGAGAAACGAUGCAAAAAAUUAGGAAUAUUUUAAAGUGGUUAAUUGGAGGUAUUAAAUGA